Messenger RNA from Xiphias gladius (swordfish), 2904 nucleotides. Its product is annotated as keratin, type I cytoskeletal 13-like. Gene Ontology annotation, molecular function: structural molecule activity. The coding region runs from base 205 to 1485 and encodes 426 amino acids. The record is from RefSeq and is a predicted model, not a curated record. NCBI's taxonomy places the organism in Eukaryota, Metazoa, Chordata, Actinopteri, Istiophoriformes, Xiphiidae. The transcript is spliced from 8 exons.
AGGUAAGGCCACCACGCCCUUUGUGGUCACACCUGUGAUGGUGGCUAGCAGCAUCUCUCUGUCUACCCGCUCGGCCGCACCCACUUCCAUGCAGGAGGCUAUAAAAUCUACCCUCCAGGCUGCGUCGGCACCAGCUCCUCCGCACCACUCCUGGGGUUUGACAACUUUCAUUGACCACUGCACAGAGUCAGCACAGACGUCACCAUGGCCACCACAUACUUCUCUGGAUUAUCCGCUUUGUCCCUGUCCUCAGUUCCGACAAUGACAGUCUCCAGGCGGGGUACGAGCGUCUAUGGCGGCGCAGGUGGUAGAAACGUCCGAGUGUCCUACGCCUCCAGCGGGCUUGGCUCCAGCCUUGACCUGGCAGCGGCGCUCGGAAGCAACAGCGGUUUCGCCGGUUCAAGUAGCGAGAAAGUGACCAUGCAGAACCUCAACGACCGCCUGGCCGUCUACCUGGAGAAGGUGCGCGUUCUGGAGUCCACCAAUGCGCAGCUGGAGCGUCAGAUCCGCGAGUGGUACGAGAAGCAGACCCCCACCCUCAAGGACUACAGCAAGUAUCACGUAAUCAUCGACGACCUACGCAAAAAGAUAAGUGCUGCCACACAGGACAAUGCCAGGCUGAUGCUGCAGAUUGACAACGCCAGACUGGCAACAGAGGACUUCAGAGUCAAGUUUGAGAAUGAGCUAGCAGUGCGCAUGUCGGUGGAGGCGGACAUCAGCGGACUGCGCAAGGUUCUGGAUGACCUGACCAUGACCCGGUCUGACCUGGAGAUGCAGUUGGAGGGCUUGAAGGAGGAGUUGAUCUACCUGAAGAAGAACCAUGCAGAGGAGCUCGCAGCCUUGCGCAGCCAAAUUACUGCCAACUCUGUGAAUGUGGAGGUGGAGGCCAGGCCCCAGGAGGACCUGAGCAGGGUCAUGGAGGAGAUCAGAAACCAGUAUGAGGGCAUCGUUGACAAGAACCGCCGUGAUAUGGAGGCCUGGUACAAGGUCAAGUUUGACGACCUGAACAAGCAGGUGGCAACCAGCACAGAGACCCUCCAGACCUCUCGCAGUGAGAUCAACGAGCUCAAGAGGAGCCUGCAGGCCCUGCAGAUUGAGCUGCAGUCCCAGCUCAGCCUGAAAUCUGCCAUAGAGGGCACACUGGUAGAGACGGAGUCCCGCUACAGCCUGCACCUUAACCAACUCCAGGUCAUGGUCAACGCCCUGGAGAACGAGCUCGGCCAGAUGAGGAUGGACAUCGAGAGGCAGGCCGGGGACUACAAGGUGCUUCUCGACAUCAAGACCAGGCUGGAGAUGGAGAUUGCUGAGUACAGAAGGCUGCUGGAUGGAGAAGAUCUAAAGAAAGCUGUUGUCAUAAAUGAGGUCAAAGAAGUCAAACAUAAACCAGUCAUAACCCAGAGGAGGAAGGUGGUGAUUGAGGAGAUUGUUGAUGGAAAAGUGGUGUCCCGCACAGAAGAUGUGGACACAGAGGUCAUCAGCAAGUAGACAGACAGGAUCCCAACCGAUCUGGAUCAGAUAAUAAACCAAAAAAGAAAUUAAGAGGUCUUCCUGUAUUCUGAAGUCUACUAAAAUGAUCCAGGGAAAAAGUUUAUUAUUUCACUCAGGUCUGAAAUCCAUCCCCAAAUCCACCAUAUUAUAUUUCUGUAUUUCUGAAUCCUCGUCAGAAAAUAUUUAUUCUGAUUGUCAGAAAAAGUACGAAAACUGAUAAAAUGGUUUUAAAAUGUAUAAGAAGAAUGUGUAAGUGGUAGAGAUAGAAGCAGAAUUUAUAUAUAUAUAUAUAUAUAUAUUAGUACCUAAAUAAAAUUAAGCCACCAAGUUUAUCCAAAAUCCACUGAAAAUGAUUAUACCCUCCAGCCUGUCUCCUGAAAUACCAGAAAUAUACAUCAGGUGGCGCUAUGAGCCUCAGGAAGGAAAUGCAGCAAUGAGACCUUUCAUUCUCUGUGCACUCUAAUGAAUUGAUACAUGGAGUGAUAAAAGAAAGAUGAUAGUCCCCUAUCUAAUUUGUAUUUUUUGGGGGUGGGUGGGGGGCGGGAGCGAGUCAUUGCCAGUGAAAGCAUGAAAGGUCAUUGCAAAUAUUUGUGUAUUAUAUGAUACUAAUCUUUUUCUCAUGUCAACACUGUUAAGGAUCGUACAUGUAGCAUGUUUAUAUGGAAAUAUAAACCUUUUUGUGUCUGGUUGUGAAAGGGCUCUUUGCAUCUUUGGUUUUUCAGUUUUCUGAAGAGAAUAAACAUCUGCCUUCCACUUGUUUAACUUCUGUUCAUUGAAAGUUAGUCUCUCUUAACUAUUACUACCACUAACUCCUGUGUAGUGUAGAGAACUUUACAUUCUCCCCCUGUACAUGCAAUGUUUUCAUCUGUCCACUAGAUGUGGGUAUAUUCAAAAUGAUGGUGGUAUUGUCAAAUUCUCACACUUAAUAAUUGGAUAUAAUGGGGAAAAUCUUCCUUAUACAGUAGUAGUUUAUUUCCUUUACUUCAUCAUCAGAAGUCAUCAUUAUAGUCAAACCAAAGAUAUGAUUUUCGGUCCAUUACUGAAUAUACAAAUUUGUCACUGACAACACAGCCCCUUUUCAUAUAGUUUAUCAAAGCAUUUGUGACGAUACUAAAGAUAUUAUUGAUUAUUAGAUUUAUUUUUAUUAGAUUAUUAUAUUAUAUUUAUUGGAUUUUUAGAUUAUUGAGACAGAUGUUUUGAAUACUAUCACUUACAGUACAGGAGGUUGGGGUUUAGGGUUCCUGCGUUGCACUUUUGAACUUAAUGCUCAGUUCAGUGUGUCUAUUUUAAACGGGAUAAAACUAAAUAAACCUUUUUAGAAAUUAAUUUGGGUGAAAUGACAGAUUAUGCAGCAAUAAAUUUAAAGAUAUUAUAAUAUUUUUUCUUUUUAUCAAAAAAAUGUCAGUGUUUGUGUUU